Molecule: messenger RNA, 2007 nt
Organism: Aspergillus uvarum CBS 121591
Lineage: Eukaryota; Fungi; Ascomycota; Eurotiomycetes; Eurotiales; Aspergillaceae
Gene: rex3
Product: putative RNA exonuclease Rex3
Exons: 1
Coding region: 1-2007 (668 amino acids)
Cellular component (GO): nucleus
Molecular function (GO): exonuclease activity; nucleic acid binding
Source: RefSeq, a predicted model, not a curated record
AUGUUCGCCCCCCUCGGCUUGUUUAAGGACAUACCUUGUCCGGAGGGCCACAGCUGCUCUCUCUUGACUUGCAUGUUCUCUCACAAGGAACUCGCUCCAAUUGAUGAUAGUCAGAAGAUUGCCUCAGCUGUUACCCAUCCAUCAAAUGAGAAGCCCGGAAAUGCUGCCUUGUUUGGGAAGUCAACUCCCACAAUGUCAGCCGCAGCAGAUACGACUGAGAGAGAACCGAAAAUCUUGAAGAGGGAUCCUCCACCAGCCCCAUCCAAAGCUGCAGACUCUGGACCAAGUGUUUCGGCCAAGUCUUCACCUGCACCUCAGCCGUCGGCGCCUUCACAGCCGGUCAAACUACAGUCACUGUCUCGAAGGGUCUCUCCGCCACCGAAACCAGUAUCAACGGCAGUCAAGACGAAUGCGCCUGCGCCUGCAAGGCCCUCAGCGGCGGCGGCGGCGGCGAAGUCGCGCCCGCCGAGGCAGGCUCCCCGGGAAAGUUUGAAUCCCCGCAUGUUGACGAAGGCGCCCGCGCCGCAUGGAACCAGAUUAUCUAUCCUGACGAAACUGCAUGCUGCCAUGUCUUCGCAGAACGAGAAGAUCGCCAAGGACAGAGACAGUAAAGACAAAUGGCUUGUUCUCACACCAAAUGAGCUCGUCACAAUGGCCCUGGACGAAGAGGAGAAGACCGCCCGAGGCAAUCCGAGCAUAUACGCUAAUGUCAUCAAGCUUCGCAUCGUCAGGUUCAUGAAAAUGACUAAAGAGGAAUGGACGACGGAGGUCAAGAAUCAUCUGAACGAGCGGUACUACAAAAUCGACCCCAACGCGGAGCAGUCGAGGCCGCAGGCUCUUAGUACUGGGUUGAGUGCAGAAGCGGAGAUUGCCCUGGCGAGUCAACUGGUUACUCCAGUUGAAGGGCUCGAACAGUUUGGAUAUGUUACAAAGGCACCUUCAGCUGCGGAGGUCGAGAGUGCCAAGAAAGGCGUCGCAGAAUCCAAGGGCUGGGAGAAAUGUGAUCGGUGCGGUGGGAGGUUCCAGGUCUUCCCAGGCCGUCGCGAGGAUGGUUCUUUGACGUCCGGGGGAGAAUGUGUCCACCAUCCCGGGAAGCCGUUCUACCCUCCAAGAAAACAGACGGAUCAUAUAACAGGACACAAAGAAGCUUACUAUUCGUGUUGUAAUGAAACGUUGGGUACUUCUUCCGGCUGCACCAAAGGCAAAACUCAUGUCUACAAGGUGUCAGAAACCAAAAGACUUGCUUCUGUUCUCCAAUUCACGGAGACGCCAGCACAGCCAUUCAAGGGGCCACUUCCACCAGUCUGCUUCGACUGUGAGAUGGGCUAUACCACGUUAGGGUUGGAAUUGAUCCGACUGACCGCGAUCAGCUGGCCUCAGGGCAAGGCACUUUUGGAUGUUCUCGUCAGGCCGAUGGGGGAAGUAUUGGAUUUGAACUCGCGAUUCUCUGGUGUCUUCCCUGAACACUACACCAAAGCUAUGCCCUAUGACGGUUUUCAGAAAGAGACGGAAGCGACACUACAUGAAAAUGGGGAGGUAGAGGAGCCAGCUUUGAAGGUUGUCGAUUCGCCGGCUGCAGCCCGCGCUCUGCUAUUUAGUCAUCUUCAACCGGAUACGCCUCUGAUCGGACAUGCGAUCGACAACGAUCUGAAUGCUUGUCGGAUAAUUCACCCGACAAUCAUCGAUACCGUCAUGCUAUAUCCCCAUCCGCGCGGAUUACCGAAUCGAAUGAGCCUGAAGACCUUAUGCCGAAGACAUCUUGACCGCGACAUACAAACAGGCGGUAGUCUUGGUCAUGAUUCGAAAGAGGACGCAAUUGCUACAGGUGACUUGGUCAGAGUCAAGGCAGUUGAGACCUGGAAGGUCCUGAAAUCGAAAGGCUGGCAGAUCCAAGGCGACAAAUUAGUAGCCCCACCAGGGACAGAGGCAGCUGAGACUGGAUCAUCAGCGGGGAGGCUUGGGCCCGGUGCCGGUCACAAGAGAACGAAUUCUAGUCUGGGGCAUUGA